Messenger RNA from Coregonus sp. 'balchen', 17720 nucleotides. NCBI's taxonomy places the organism in Eukaryota, Metazoa, Chordata, Actinopteri, Salmoniformes, Salmonidae. The record is from the annotation of a GenBank genome assembly.
AUGGCUUCUGCGGGCAAAAGAAAACGAAUAAGUAACGUAACGAACACACAACCUUCAAAUAAUGGAGCAGGUUCGUCCUCCGGUACCGUUGGAGAUGGCCAGGUGACUGGAUUUGUCGAAGGAUCCAUACUUCGCAUCACAAUGCAAAACUUCCUGUAAGUCAACUCACCUGUGAACUGUUUGCAAACACGCUAGCUAGCUAACAAAAAGCUAGCUAGCUAACCAUGACGACGUGAUUUAUCUAACGUUAGAUAGUGAGUACCCUCAUUCAUAGACGCUGCCUAACUAAUGUUACCUUUAGCGCCAAUUGACGAUAGUAUCUUCUGGCCGCGGGAGUCGUAGAGCCCCUACGCUUGCUCUAAUUAAACGCGUCGUUAACACGCAUCGCUUGCGGUACGGUUUUGUAAACAUCAGGGACGUAUCUUUCAUAUUGGCGAAAAAUAAUUUUCCCCCAAACGGUUAAAUUACUAUACACCUUUAACGUUACAGGGUUAGGCUGGGUUCCGACACGGCCAUAUUUCCAUGUUACAGCUCUUUAAAAAAAAAACGGAAAAUAGGUCUGAAGAUAGUUACAACCUGUUUGACUCGAUAGUGUUGUCGAAUUCAAAUCUCUAACGUUACCAUCAUAUCUAAACCGAUAUGACACCACCAAUUUAGAUCAAUUCGCAAAUCAACUUGGAGGUAGAACACUAUUCCGUCAGCCGUCCGUUACUGAGAACCAUAUACCGGAUUUUAACAGGGUCGUUAGCAAUUUAAUUUGAAAUUGAGUAUUUGUUGCGCCUACCUAGCUCAAAUUCUAGACGUCUGAUUAAAAGGAGACUAGAGUAGGCUGGACACAUUACAUUUUUAACAAGGCUUUUUUCUGAUAACUAGUUCAUUGCAUUCGCCAUGGAGCCCAGUUUCAUAAUGUUACCAUAUGUCCCAACUGCUUGCCGUAGUUUUGAAGUAAUCGCGAAAAAACAGGCCUUAUUAGUUCUAUUGAGCACCGUAUUCCCAGCAAAUUGUUCUGCGUCACAAUGCCAGUUUCGCUAUUGUUAGCAAUUAGAUUUACCCGCGUAAACCUUGAAGGUUUACCUCAGGUAACUUUAAAGUGGAAUUGACAGCAUUUUAGCAACAUGGAAUCUUAUUAAAAUCUGUGAACAUAUACCCCCAGGAAGAAUCUAACAAUUUAGGAAAAUGACCAUAUCUAAGCGCUCGCUUUUUAAAGUGUAAUAAUGUUUGGUAAUGAUGUAUACUACGGCAUUUGUGAAAAUUCUAUAGCAAUAUAGUGGGAAAGCAGCCGUGCGUUUGGCCAAUUAAUAGACACUGCCAUAAAUGAAACCUAAUAAAAACAUAUGUAUUGUCCUGGACCGGAGUUUACACAGAUCAGUGCACCAUAGCCAAUCAGAGCUGCAUUAGGCCUUUAUGCAAACAAGCCAUUUGCCACACAGGCCUGACAUCAUUCAGAUUGUCGUGGACUGUGUGUUUACAGGCAGUUGCAACAGCGCAACUUUAGAUCAUUAGAACACAUUCGCCAAAAGCCACAAAAUACACCUCACUGGAUUUCUGCAGAUAUGUCAAUACCAGGGGAGUCCUCUUACAUUUAGGAACUUUAGUCCUAUUGAUCAAACAACCAUGAAAAGGUAGGCUCUCUCCCUCAGUUAUGCACAUCAACAAGAUAAACAACUUAUGCUAGCCAGAGAAAGAUGAGAUAAUAAAAUCUAACGAAGGACCAUUGGAUAAACCCUCUCAAACUUUUGCAGCUUGUUGGCCAUCAAAAUUGCACUGAUAAACGAUGGGGAAUUCUAGCCUACUGGUCCUUCUGCAGCUUGCCUGCCAAUGCAUCCUUGUCCCAACCAAGCACCCAAGCUAACUGGCAAAAGUUGGCUAGCUAGCUACUUCCAGACACAAAUGAGAGAACACCUCACUCUGACAAUUGUACCCGCCCUAGCAGGGCUACACGUUAUCUAGAGCGUUCGUGAAUAUUACUUUUUUUGUGCCUACGCUUACUGACCCAGUCAUAUUCAUCUGAGUAGAUGGCCAGAGUGAAUUUGCGAACGCAAGAGAUGCUAACUGGAUAACGUUCAAGUUCUUACAUUUUAGUCAUUUAGCAGACGCUCUUAUCCAGAGCGACUUAGUGAGUGCAUACAUUUUUCAUACUGGCCCCCUGUGGGAAUCGAACCCACAAUCCUGGCGUUACAAGCGCCAUGCUCUACCAACUGAGCUACAGGAGGGCUAAUCAAGUAACUGUUUGUAUAUUGUAAUUCCUUUGAGGGGCUAUUGGUCACGUUAGGAGAUUCAGUGGCUUAUGGAGAGAGAAAUGGGGCAUUGGAAAACCUUCCUGGUCUUUGUGGUUGAAUCUGUGUUUGAAAUUCACUGCUCGACGGAGGGACCUUACAGAUAAAUUGUAUGUUUGUGGGACAGAGAUAAGGUAGUCAUUCAAAAAUCAUGUUAAACACUAUUAUUGCACACACAUUUAUGUAACUUGUUAAGCACAUUUUUAUUCCUGUACUUAUUUAGGCUUGCCGUAACAAAGGGGUUGAAUACUUAUUAACUGAAGACAUUCAUGCUUUUCAUUUAAUUAAUUAAAAACAAUUCCACUUUGACAUUAUGGGGUAUUGCGUGUAGGCCAGUGACACUAAAUCUCAAUUUAAUCCAUUUUAAAUUCAGGCUGUAACACAACAAAAUGUGGGAAAAGGAAUAUGUGAAUACUUUCUGAAGGCACUGUGUGUGUAUACUUUUGGACAUGUAGUGUAUGUGGACACCUGCUUGUCGGACAUUUCAUUCCAAAAUCAUGCUAUAACAGCCUCCACUCUUCUUGGAAGGCUUUCCACUAGAUGUUGGAACAUUGCUGCUUGGACUUGCUUCUAUUCAGCCACAAGCAUUAGUGAGGUCGGUCACUGAUGGGUGAUUAGGCCUGGCUCGCAGUCAACGUUCCAAUUCAUCCCAAAGGUGUUAGAUAGGGUGGAGGUCAGGGCUCUGUGCAGGCCAGUCAAGGGGUGUCCACAUACCUUUGGCCAUGUAGUGUGUAUAUACCAGUAAACAUUAUUUUAAUAGCAGGACACUGUGUAAAGUCCAUUAUCCCUCUGAAGAGUAUGAAUUAGUCUGUUUGAUAAGGGUUUGAAUCCUAAGCAACCUGCCUACACAUAGUUAGAAGUACAAUACCAACAUAGCUACUGUAGUAGGUCAAAGCUGUUUGCUGGAAAAUCUUGGUAGCGCAUGGGUGGAAUAGGCAUGGUGGUGCUCGAGAAUUUCAUUUUUCGGCUUCAGACCAAUUCCUAUUCUCACUUUUUUUUUUUUUUUUUUUUUUUUUAUUAGCUAUGUGACUGUGUAAACGGAAGACUGACACCACAAACCUGAUGUCACUGCAAUUUAGGUCUGUGCUAUCUGGGAUCCCUGGGACGUCUAUAGCACUCGAAUAUCCAAUAUACAUCUUAACUUUACCUCUGUGCAGAACUACUGGAUCUCUAAAGUCGGGUAAACAAUAGUUUCAUUUGGAUGUUUUGUCUCAAAUUUCGAGCAGCUGAAGGACAAAUCGGUAGAGUAAGUUUGUAAAUGUAAUUUUAUUUAACAUUCAGACUUGUAUGGAACAUUUACACGAUGUUGCAGGCAUUAGUUUCAGGCUGUAUAAACCAAUACAUUCUGUAUUGCAGCCUGAUUAAUCAGACUAGCUAGCUAGCUGUGCGAGAUGUUACUGUUUUGCAGAGACACCUGCUUGGACAUGGACAACUGCGUCAAAGAUUAUAAUUAAUCUGUGACCAAGUCUUGUAACCAUCUAGCUAGGUAGCUACAUGUUGCUGAAUUUGCAUGUGUCCAACAGAAGUUGUUGUAUUGUAGCCAAGGCUAGGUAAUAGGGCUGUCCCCGACAAAAAAUAAUAUAUAUAUAUAUAUAUAUAUAUAUAUAUAUAUAUAUAUAUAUAUAUAUAUAUAUACACUGCUCAAAAAAAUAAAGGGAACACUUAAACAACACAAUGUAACUCCAAGUCAAUCACAUUUCUGUGAAAUCAAACUGUCCACUUAGGAAGCAACACUGAUUGACAAUAAAUUUCACAUGCUGUUGUGCAAAUGGAAUAGACAACAGGUGGAAAUUAUAGGCAAUUAGCAAGACACCCCCAAUAAAGGACUGGUUUUGCAGGUGGUGACCACAGACCACUUCUCAGUUCCUAUGCUUCCUGGCUGAUGUUUUGUCACUUUUGAAUGCUGGCGGUGCUUUCACUCUAGUGGUAGCAUGAGACGGUGUCUACAACCCACACAAGUGGCUCAGGUAGUGCAGCUCAUCCAGAAUGGCACAUCAAUGCGAGCUGUGGCAAGAAGGUUUGCUGUGUCUGUCAGCGUAGUGUCCAGAGCAUGGAGGCGCUACCAGGAGACAGGCCAGUACAUCAGGAGACGUGGAGGAGGCCGUAGGAGGGCAACAACCCAGCAACUGCUACCUCCGCCUUUGUGCAAGAAGGAGCAGGAGGAGCACUGCCAGAGCCCUGCAAAAUGACCUCCAGCAGGCCACAAAUGUGCAUGUGUCUGCUCAAACGGUCAGAAACAGACUCCAUGCAGGACGUUUGGCAUUUGCCAGAGAACACCAAGAUUGGCAAAUUCGCCACUGGCGCCCUGUGCUCUUCACAGAUGAAAGCAGGUUCACACUGAGCACGUGACAGUCUGGAGACGCCGUGGAGAACGUUCUGCUGCCUGCAACAUCCUCCAGCAUGACCGGUUUGGCGAUGGGUCAGUCAUGGUGUGGGGUGGCAUUUCUUUGGGGGGCCGCACAGCCCUCCAUGUGCUCGCCAGAGGUAGCCUGACUGCCAUUAGGUACCGAGAUGAGAUCCUCAGACCCCUUGUGAGACCAUAUGCUGGUGCGGUUGGCCCUGGGUUCCUCCUAAUGCAAGACAAUGCUAGACCUCAUGUGGCUGGAGUGUGUCAGCAGUUCCUGCAAGAGGAAGGCAUUGAUGCUAUGGACUGGCCCGCCCGUUCCCCAGACCUGAAUCCAAUUGAGCACAUCUGGGACAUCAUGUCUCGCUCCAUCCACUAACGCCACGUUGCACCACAGACUGUCCAGGAGUUGGCGGAUGCUUUAGUCCAGGUCUGGGAGGAGAUCCCUCAGGAGACCAUCCGCCACCUCAUCAGGAGCAUGCCCAGGCGUUGUAGGGAGAUCAUACAGGCACGUGGAGGCCACACACACUACUGAGCCUCAUUUUGACUUGUUUUAAGGACAUUACAUCAAAGUUGGAUCAGCCUGUAGUGUGGUUUUCCACUUUAGGUUUGAGGGUGACUCCAAAUCCAGACCUCCAUGGGUUGAUACAUUUGAUUUCCAUUGAUACUUUUUGUGAUUUUGUUGUCAGCACAUUCAACUAUGUAAAGAAAAAAGUAUUUAAUCAGAUUAUUUCAUUCAUUCAGAUCUAGGAUGUGUUAUUUUAGUGUUCCCUUAAUUUUUUUGAGCAGUGUAUAUAAAUUGGUACCAAUCAAAUGUUUGGACACCUACUCAUUCAAGGGUUUUUCUUUAUUUUUACUAUUUUCUACGUUGUAGAAUAAUAGUGAAGACAUCAACUAUGAAAUAACACAUAUGGAAUCAUGUAGUAACCAAAAAAGUGUUAAACUAAUCAAAAUUCAUUUUAUAUUUGAGAUUCUUCAAAUAGCCACCCUUUGCCUUGAUGACAGCUUUGCACACGCUUGGCAUUCUUUCAGCCAGCUUCACCUCAAAUGCUUUUCCAACAGUCUUGAAGGAGUUCCCACAUAUGCUGAGCACUUGUUGGCUGCUUUUCCUUCACUCUGCUGUCCGACUCAUCUCAAUUGGGUUGAGGUCGGGAUUGUGGAGGCCAGGUCAUCUGAUGCAGGACUCAUUGAUGCAUGUCCAUUGCUCGUGUUUCUUGGCCCAAGCAGGUCUCUUCUUCUUAUUGGUGUCCUUUAGUAUUGGUUUCUUUGCAGCAAUUUGACCAUGAAGGCUUGAUUCACACAGUCUCAUCUGAACAGUUGUCUGUUACUUGAACUCUGUGAAAUAUUUAUUUGGGCUGCAAUUUCUGAGGCUGGUAACUCUAAUGAACUUAUCCUCUGCAGCAGAGGUAACUCUGGGCCUUUCUUUCCUGUGGCGGUCCUCAUGAGAGCCAGUUUCAUCAUAGUGCUUGAUGGUUUUUACGACUGCACUUGAAGAAAAUAUUCCGGAUUGACUGACCUUCAUGUCUUAAAGUAAUGAUGGACUGUCGUUUCUCUUUGCUUAUUUGAGCUGUUCUUGCCAUAAUAGGACUAUCUUCUGUUUACCGCCCCUACCUUGUCACAACAACUGAUUGUCUCAAACGCAUUAAGAAGGAAAGAAAUUCCACAAAUUAACUUUUAAGAAGGCACACCUGUUAAUUGAAAUGCAUUCCAGGUGACUACCUCAUGAAGCUGGUUGAGAGAAUGCCAAGAGUGUGCAAAGCUGUCAUCAAGGCAAAGGGUGGCUAUUUGAAGAAUCUCAUAUAUAAAAUAUAUUUUGAUUUGUUUAACCCUUUUUUUUUUUUUUGUGGUUACUACAUGAUUCCAUUUGUUAUUUCAUAGUUUUGAUGUCUUCACUAUUAUUCUACAAUGUAGAAAAUAAAGAAAAACCCUUGAAUGAGUAGGUGUCAACUUUUGACUUGUACUGUAUAUGGAUGAUUUAUAAAGCCAGGCACAUUUUAACAGUUUGGCUAAUUAAUAUAGACCUAAUUAAGUUGGUUUCCUCUCCUCGUCGCUGCCUCCGCUGCAUUGUUCUUAAUCCCAAUAUGCUGUUAACUUUGCUAUUAUGUACAUAGCAAUAUAGGGAAAGGCGCCAAUUCUACAGCGACCGUAUUCAACGUGGGAGAAAGCUUAUUUGUUAUAAAAUAACAUUUGAUUGAUUAGUGUUGCAUCAUUUAUUUUUACGUAAUAUAACCAUAUACAAUUUCAGUAUCACAUGUCUUAGUGAUGGACUGUGCCAUCCCAGUGGCCUCCUCCAAUGGAUUAGUCCACUGAGACAGGCGCGAAUCAGCCUAUCGACCAAACAAUCGACCAGUCAACUAAAUGGAGUCAGUCCUACUAGCUAACUGAAUGUGCUAACAUUGGCUACUAAAGUUGCUGCACUGAAGUUAAGCUGACAUUCUCCCCUCUUUAUCCCACAGAACCUACGACCACUCCAUAGUUUACCCUGGACCAAACCUGAACAUGAUUGUGGGGGCCAAUGGAACUGGCAAGUCCAGUAUUGUCUGUGCCAUAUGUCUGGGUCUGGCAGGAAAGACUGCCAUCCUGGGCAGAGGGGACAAGGUAGUUGGCUAUUAAUUAACAAGUGUCCUAGUGGCCUCCUGAGUGACGCAGCGGUCUAAGGCACUGCAGUGCUUGAGGCACCACUACAGAUCCGGGUUUGAUCCCGGGCUGUGUCGUAGCCGGCCGCGACCGGGAGACCCAUGAGGCGUCGCACUAUUGGCCCAGCGUCGACCGGGUUAGGGGAGGGUUUGGCCGGCCGGGAUGUCCUUGUCCCAUCGCGCUCUAGUGACUCCUGUGGCGGGCCGGGAGCAUGCACGCUGACACGGUCGCCAGUUGUACAUUGUUUCUUCCAACACAUUGGUGUGGCUGGCUUCCGAGUUAAGCGAGCAGUGUGUCAAGAAGCAGUGCGGCUUGGCAGGAUCGUGUUUCGGCGGACGCAUGGCUCUCGACCUUCGCCUCUCCCGAGUCCAUACGGGAGUUGCAGCGAUGGGACAAGACUCUAACUACCAAUUUGGAUAUCACGAAAUUGGGGAGAAAAAGGGGUAAAAACAUUAUACAAUAAUAAACAAGUGUCCUAGCUAGCUACUCCUAUGAUAUGUUGUCAAGAGCAUGAAACUUUCCUUUGCAUGAUCUUUCAUUAUUGCAAUAAUGGCACUUGUAUCUUUAGUUUGUGUUUUGUAUUUUUAUUGUACAGAAUUUUUUUACUUUGGAUAUAUUCUGACUAGGUUGGGCUGUACGUGAAGCGUGGGUGCAACAAAGGAUCUGUUGAGAUUGUACUGUAAGUUUGUUUUAGAUUAAUCAGAAAUACCAACACUGAUUCCCUAGGUCUUUGUAUAAUAACAUUUAGGGAACCCUACCUGUGUUUUCAGGUACAAGGCCAAGGGGAACCUGGUGAUCAAUAGAGAGAUCCAUGUGGAGAAUAACCAGUCGAUGUGGAUGCUUAAUGGGAAACACUCCAGCCAGAAGACUGUGGAGGAGGAGGUGAAGGCUCUACAGAUCCAAGUGAGCAACCUCUGCCAGUUCCUGCCACAGGUGAGUGGAAACUUGGAGGUUGUCUGCCAUACUCAUUUAUUUCAUUGUAUUUCAUUAAUCCUUUCCUUUUUUCUUAAUCGAUCCGCUAAUGUCAUACUUGUACUUCAAAUUCUCUGACCACUGUUUGCCCCCUGCCCUGUGACUUUGCAGGAGAAGGUGGGUGAGUUUGCCAAGAUGACCAAGAUUGAGCUGCUAGAGGCCACAGAGAAGUCAGUGGGACCUCCAGAGAUGUACGACUUCCACUGCGAGCUCAAGACCUUCCGCACCAAGGAGAGGGAACUGGAGGUGAGCACAGUUUUAGUUCUAGCUCUGGAUAAAUGAAGAUUCUUAGUUUUUUUUUCUUUUAUAAAGAGGCUUUUGCUGCAGUGUUGAUAGCUCAGGGAGAGUGAGUUCUAAGGUACACUGUUUUGUUUGGUAGAAUGUGUGCAAGGAGAAGGCCAGCGCCCUGGAGAAGUUCAAGCAGAGGAAUGAACGGAACAAGCACGACGUGGAGCGCUACUAUGAGAAGAAGAGACACCUGGACAACAUCAAGAUGCUGGAGAAGAAGAAACCCUGGGUGGUGAGUUGUCAUAGAGAUCAUGUGACACCUGGGUCAUAUUUAUUAGUGCACACCAAUGUAAACAGUUUAUUCACUCUACAACAGGGGUAUCAAACCCAUUCCAUGAAGGGCCUAGUGUCUGCAGGUUUUAGUUUUUUCCUUUCAAUUAAGCCCUAGACAACCAGGUGAGGGGAGUUCCUUACUAAUUAGUGUACAAGGGAGGAGCGAAAACCUGCAGACACUCGGCCCUCUGUGGAAUGAGUUUAACACCUGUGCUCUACAACGUGGCGGAAACGGUUUGUUGCAAAACAUUUUGCGAUGGUGUGCACUAAUGAAUACAACCCUGUAGUCAUUCAUAGCUUGUUAAAAGAGCUUGGACAUGGGUAGAUACUCCUCCAUUUAGAAACAAAAUGCAGAUGUCAGUGUGUUAUGUGAGCAUUCAUAUGUUAACAAUCUCUUUGUCAACCCUCUGUCAUCUCCAGGAGUAUGAGACGGCCCGUAAGGAGCUGGAGGGGGUGAAGAAGGCGAGGGAGGACGCCAAGAAGCAGCUGAAAACCGUGAGGGAGUCCCAGGCCCCCAUGCUAAAGAAGAUCCAGCACAUUGACAGUCAGCUGAGGCCCAUCGAGAACCAGAUGAAGGACAAGGUCAGAGACAGGCUCCCUGGACUUUGUAGCUUGGGGGUCGCAGGGUCGCAGCUUAUGCCUUUUGAGACUGGGCCCUGGCGAACGCAUGGGUUAUAUUUACUUGGUGGGUGAUACUGCAAAGACAUUUGGGAACCACUGUGUUGUGUAGCCCAUAGACUGGUGGUGAUGAUGCAUCCUUGUUGUUUUCCAGACGGUCAGCAUCAGGGAGGCCUCUCAGAAGUGUAAACAGAAACAGGACCACCUAGACCGGAAGCACAGAGAGGUCUGGCACACUUUUAUUUUCUAUAUACAUUUCUGCCUUAUUUUGAUACUCUCUUGAUACCAAUGGAAAAAAUAAUGUUUAAAAAUGAACUGAAACGUUUGAUCCUCCCCUAUCCCUCUAGAUUGAGGACAUCAAGCAGGCCUUCAGCCUGAAGCAGACGGAGGCGGCGGACCGGCAGAAGCGAAUCAGCAACACCCGGCGCAUGAUUGAUGACCUGAGGGAGGAGCUGGCCAACAUAGGCGACCAAUCAGACGUGACGCCGCGGAUCGAUGCGGUAAAUGCGGAGCUGAGGCGCAUCCAGGAUGAGAAAGCCAAGAUGGAGGGAGAAAAGGCCGACCUGCGCAGGGAGAAGGACAACUUGAACGGAGAGUGUAGACGUAAGAGACACACACACACAGGGUCUGGGGAGUCCUGGGUCUAAAACUGACUUGGCACAGUGGCUCACUGCACCAUUUUAACCAUGGUGAAGUGUUACACAUACCAUUUGACCAAUCAAACAGGCAAAACGUCAAUAUCGAGACAAAGUGGAGUCGCAAUUCAACGGCUCAGACACAAGACCUAUGUGGCAGGGUCUACAGACAUUCCCGGACUACAAAAGGAAAACCAGCCACGUCGCAGACACCGACGUCUUGCUGCCAGACAAGCUAAACAGGUUUUUUUGCCCGCUUUUUUGCCACCGACUCGGCCAGCUACCAAGGACUGUGGGCUCUCCUUCUCCGUGGCCGACGUGAGUAAGACAUUUAAACGUGUUAACCCUCGCAAGGCUGCCGGCCCAGACGGCAUUCCUAGCCGCGUCCUCAGAGCAUGCGCAGACCAGCUGGCUGGUGUGUUUACCGACAUAUUCAAUCUCUCCCUAUCCCAGUCUACUGUCCCCACAUGCUUCAAGAUGGCCACCAUUGUUCCUGUACCCAAGAAUGCAAAGGUAACUGAACUAAAUGACUAUCGCCCCGUAGCACUCACUUCUGUCAUCAUGAAGUGCUUUGAGAGACUAGUCAAUGAUCAUAUCACCUCCACCUUACCUGUCACCCUAGACCCACUUCAAUUUGCAUACCGCCCCAAUAGGUCCACAGACGAUGCAAUCGCCAUCACACUGCCCUAUCCCAUCUGGACAAGAGGAAUACCUAUGUAAGAAUGCUGUUCAUUGACUAUAGCUCAGCAUUCAACACCAUAGUACCCUCCAAGCUCAUCAAGCUUGAGGCCCUCGAUCUCAACCCCGCCCUGUGCAAUUGGGUCCUGGACUUCCUGACGGGCUGCCCCCAGGUGGUGAAGGUAGGAAACAACAUCUCCACUUCGCUGAUCCUCAACACUGGGGCCCCACAAGGGUGCGUGCUCAGCCCCCUCCUGUACUCCCUGUUCACCCAUGACUGUGUAGCCAUGCACGCCUCCAACUCAAUCAUCAAGUAUGCAGACGACACAACAGUAGCCUAAUUACCAACAACGAUGAGACAGCCUACAGGGAGGAGGUGAGGGCUCUCGGAGUGUGGUGUCAGGAAAAGAACCUCUUACUCAACAUAAAAAAAACAAAGGAGGGGUGCUUGACAAAAAACUAAGGAGAUGAUUGUGGACUUCAGGAAACAGCAGAGGGAGUACCCCCCCCUAUCCACAUCGACGGGACAGCAGUGGAGAAGGUGGAAAGUUUAAGUUCCUCUGCGUACAUAUCACUGACAAACUGAAAUGGUCCACCCACACAGACAGUGUGGUGAAGAAUGCGCAACAGCGUCUCUUCAACCUCAGGAGGCUGAAGAAAUUUGGCCUGUUACCUAAAACCCUCACAAACUUUUACAGAUGCACAAUUGAGAGCAUCCUGUCGGGCUGUAUCACCGGCUGGUAUGGCAACUGCACUGCCCACAACCGCAGGGCUCUCCAGAGGGUGGUGCGGUCUGCACAACAAAUCACCAGGGGCAAUCUACCUGCCCUCUAGGACACCUACAGCACCCGAUGUCACAGGAAAGCCAAAAGGAGAAUCAAGGACAACUAUCACCCGAGCCACUGCCUGUUCACCUCGCUACCAUCCAGAAGGCAAGGACAGUACAGGUGCAUCAAAGCUGGGACCGAGAGACUGGAAAAACAGCUUCUAUCUCAAGGCCAUCAGACUGUUAAACAGCCAUCACUAGCACAGAGAGGCUGCUGCCUACAUACAGACUUGAAAAUCACUGGCCGCUUUAAUAAUGCCACUUUAAUGUUUACAUAUCUUGCAUUACCCAUCUCAUAUGUGUAUAUACUGUAUUCUAUACUAUCUAUUGCAUCUUAGACUACGCCACUGAUAAUGACAUUGCUCAUCCAUAUAUUUAUAUAUUCUUGUUCCGUUCCUUUACUUAGAUUUGUGUGUAUUUGUUGUGAAACUGUUAGAUAAUGUUGCACUGUCAGAACUAGAAGCACACACAUUUCGCUACACUCGCAAUAACAUCUGCUAACCAUGUAUAUGUGACCACUCUGCUUGUUUCCUGUAGUGUUGAAGAACAGGCUGAGGAGUCUGGAUGACAUGAUGAAAAUCAAGGAGGAGAAGCUGAGAGGGCGCUCCAAGGACACCUACGCUGCUGUCCAGUGGCUAAGGCAGAACAAACACAUCUUCAGUGGCAACGUCUAUGAACCUAUGAUGCUAGUGGUGAGGGCACACUAUAAGGAUUAGUAGUCAAGGCCUAUAUGGACCUAGCCCUGUCCAUAUGCUUUGAAGUGUCAUUGUCAAGCACCCCUCCUACUUUUCUUUGUUUGCUGUAGCGUGGAGACCUACUUGAACAUUGGAAGUGUUCUUUAAUAUGUUCACAACUAUAGUUUCAUUCUACACCCCAAUAUCCUAAAAUGGGCCACAAUAGAGUACCACAAUAUGAGUCAUAAUACCCAUAAAACCUAGUAGUCAAACAAGGAAAUGGUUUCAAUCGUUUUUUCAACCAUUCAUUUUUCCCAUAGGGGAUUUUAGAAACACUUAAAAUAAGGGCUGUGUUUCUUGUAUGCUUACCCUGGUGUGAUGUUUUGAUAACUGUGUAAAUCUCUGUAGGACAAGGUGACUUUUAUCAAUAUAUUUGCCUGUAUUUACCACCCCCCAAAAAUGAAAUGCUAAUGUGGAUAUCAUAAAGAACUACAAAUACCAUGAUGAGCUGGACAAGACUGCCAAAUCGAGGCAACGAUAAGAAUCUCUGGAUUAAGUAUCUGUUAGCUAAAUGUAGUAAUUAAUAAACUUGCUAAAUUUCGUUCAAUUGACUAUUCUGAAGUGUCUUGUGCAAGUUUUUUUAAAUUGACACUACCUGUUAGCAAAGGUGUCAGCUAGAGAUGAUGUGCAAGAGCUUGCAGGGGUUUGUAGUCUUGCGUGAUGUCUACUUUGAUGCUAAUUAGCAUUUUCGAAUCAGAAUAAAUAGAGCCUUGUCCGAGAGAUUUACAUGGUCAUCAAAACAUCACGCCAGGGUAAGCCUGCACGAAGCACAGCCCUUAUUUGAAGUGUUCCUAAAAUUCCCUACGUGAGAAAUGUAUGGUGGGAAAACGAUUGGAACCAUUUCCCCAUUUGACCGCAAGGUUUUAAGGGUAUUAUGACACCUCCACUGUGGUGCUAUAUUCCUUUCCCUCUUUUUUUUUUUUUUUUUUUUUUUUUUUUUUUUCAUUUAAAUGAAAAGACUACUUGGUUCAAAGAACAGUAUGUAUGGCUGAUAUAUAAACAUAAUUUGAAAGCCCAUAUGUAGCCUUUCUUUGAAACAUUCUGCUCUUUCAGAUUAGUGUCCGCAACCCUGACCAUGCCAAGUACGUCGAGAACCACAUUCCAUUCAACGACCUGCGAGCCUUCGUCUUCCAGAAGAGGGAGGACAUGGAGAAGUUUAUGAUGGAGGUGAGGAGGACCUGCAGAUAAAGAAUGGAAAAAGAAAUUCAACUGCCAAUACAACAAUGUCAGAAUGCUCUGUAUGCAAUGAAAUAGGACCCUGAGUUUUUACUAUGUGACCCACCUAACCGGGCCCUAGUUAUAGGCUCUAAUUAAGGUAAUAAGUGCAUGAGUAAGUUCUGAUGAUGGAUUUGUCCUCAGGUGCGUGACAGCCAGAACCUGAGGGUGAAUUCAGUCUUUGCUCCUGAGGAAUCCUGCGCCACCCGCGCCCCCUCCAGACCCAUAGAGUCCCUGAAGUGAGUAGUCCUCUCAUACUGUCCCAAGAUGGAUUGUAAAUGUAUCAACCCUACACCUAACCCUUUCAGCUGUAAUGAAUGUGUAAGAUGCAUUUUUGUCUUCUUUUCCUGUCUGUAGGCGUUUUGGGUUCUUUGCGUACCUGCGGGAGCUCUUCGACGCUCCAGAAGAGGUUAUGAGCUACCUCUGCAACCAGUACAAGGUGCACGAUGUUCCUGUGGGAACAGACCAAACCAAAACCAUGAUCAAGACGGUAUGUUCCAUACUCUAGAGUGUCUGGGAGGAUGCCAAGUCAUGUCAACAAAUUACUUCACUUUCAUAGCUUAUUUGAUUUCUGAACAGACUGGAAUCGAAAGUAAGCUGAUCCAAACUCUAGUCCUUCGACCAUUUGUCUCUCUCAGGUGAUUGAGGAGCCCUACCUGAAGGUGCUCUACACAGCUGAGGAGAAGUACUCCCUGAAGAAGUCCUUUUACUCGGGCAAGACCAGCACCAGUAACUCUGCCGUGCGUCCCUCCCAGUACCUCACCAUGGCUGUGGACGCCGAGGAGAAACGCCAGCUGGAGGAGCAGAUCAGGGUGAGGCCAGGGACACCUGUCAAUCAUUCACCACAGGCCCCUCCCCCACGGGGAGAAAAAAGUUGCCAAUAACAAAUGAAUUUGAAGCGACACAUUUACACUAGCAGUAAACUACACUUGGCGUUUUACACCGGAGAGGAACUUUCCAAGAGUUUUACUUAACACCUUAGAUAUGACAUAGUAAUACACAUUUAGAUCAGACACUCAUACACACAAUGAUGUAAGUUGACAUGCAUAACCUGCAGUAAUGUUGUAGUAAUAACCAGAUGUUUAGCAAAGCACUGAUAUAGCACUACAGCUUGAAAAUUAAGUGUGACCUUUGGCUAUGCCUAGACGGCUGAAAAGAGCAAGCAGGCCAUCGAUGUCCAGAUGAGCACCAUGCAGGAACGUACUGCCAAGCUGGAUCGCCGUGACAAUGAGCUACGGGCCCAGAAGAAGGUGCUCUCAGAGAUGAAGGGCAAAAAGAGACAGUUGGAACAGAAGAUCAGUACCAAGCAGGACAGGUGGGUGGCACACACACAGGCCUUGUCCAAAUACCCAUACCAUACCUAAAUAGGUUGUUUGAGUAUGCGAAAAAAUAAUGUUUAAUAUACUAAAUAAAUUGGGCCCUAAUCUAUGGAUUUCACAUGACUGGGCAGGUGCGCAGCCAUGGGUGGGCCUGGGAGGGCAUAGGCCCUCCCACUUGGGAGCCAGGCCCAGCCAAUCAGGAUGAGUUUUUUCCCCCAAAAAGGGCUUUACUACAGACAAAUACUCCCAGUUUCAUCAGCUGUCCGGUUGGCUUGUCUCAGACGAUCCCGCAGGUGAAGAAGCCGGAUGUGGAGGUCCUGGGCUGGCCUGGUUACACGUGGUACGCUGUUGUAGUUCUCGUAUCUCUCACACACCAUUUCCUCCUUUGUGUGUGUGUGUAGUCUUCGGCAGAUGGAGCAGGGGGGCAUUGACUUACAAAAGGCUGAGGAGGAGACCAAGGCCCAAAUCUCAGCAGUCAACUCCCAGAAGGUGGCCAUCGUGGCUGAGUUCAUGGCCCACAUGAAGGUACACAGUCACAGGGGUUGAUGCUGAAGGCUCCAGAUACACAGAACCUGGGUGGUGUAUAUGGUGUAUACUGACUGCCUUAAGUCUCUAUCAUUCUCUCUCUUUUCCCUCCGUCUCUAGCUGAGGGCUAAGUUGAGUAUGGAGAAGGUGUACAUGGCUCUAGAGACCGUGGGCAUGACAGCAGAGAAGACCAAGCUGGAGACUGACUGCAGGGACGGCUCGGCCGAACUCAGGGUCCUAGAGGUCAGGAGGUCACGCUCGCACGCACACUCUCAUACAAUUUCACACACAGUAAAUUGUAAUCUGUACUCAUCGUGUGCGCGCGGAUUGCGUUUCCUCUUCAUCCCCUCUUCUCCUCUCUCAGCAAGCGUGUGCCAUGCUGGAGCAGCGUAAGGCCCGUCUGUUGGAGAUGUGUAAGGGCCUGAUGAGGAGGGCCAGGGAGAUCUGUAACAUGGACCCUGGGGAGAGUGCUGUACCCCCAGACCUACACACGGUCAGUAUAGUACAGCACAACUCAACACUGAGUCGUCCAUUCAUUCUACAAUUUUAGUGCAUUAAUUAAUCCAUUCAUUAAUUUGUGUUUUUCUUCAUUUGUGUUCUGUAGGCCUUCAGCCAACUGCCCGACACUAUGGAUGAGAUAGACGCCAUGUUGAAUGAGGAGAGGUCCAGGGCAGAGUGCUUCACUGGCCUCAGUGAGAAUGUAAGUUGGAAGGCUCCUCAAAACGUGUGCGUGCACGUAUUGAUUCUGCCUCACCAUGUGACAACCACCCUCUUCCCCAGGUGGUGGAUGAGUACAACAGGAGAGAGCAGGAGAUCAAGAACCUGGAGAAAGAGCUGGAUGAGAAGAGCAAUGCCCUGAACACCUACAGACAGAACAUAUCAGAGGUACUUUAAUUACGGAUUAGUCCAGUGAAUCAGUCUGUGCCAAAUCUGUCAUUUCAAUGCUUUAAAAAAAUGGUGCAAAAUGUACUUCUGAAAAUGCACAGUAAAUCUAUCAAAUCUGUUUGCUAGUGCGCCAAAGUGCAUGUUCAAAUUCAUUAAGCCGAUUUUUUUUUUUUUUUUUUUUUUUUUUUUUUUUUUUUUUUUUUAUUGCAAAAUGUUUCUUAAAGGGAAGCAAAUGGAACGAAGCGGGGAAGGACCUGAAUUUAUCCAAUAGAAACUCCUGUUUUAAACCUUUCAGUUUUUGCAAUUGUUUGGACUAAUGAUUACACCCCAAGUUUGUCUUCUACAGAGAUGUUUCCCUCCUAAAGACUUCUCUCUGUUGACAGGCAAAGGAGCGCUGGCUGAAUCCUCUGAAGCAACUGGUAGAGCAGAUCAAUGACAAGUUCAGUGAUUUCUUCCGCUCCAUGCAGUGUGCCGGGGAGGUGGACCUGCAUUCAGAGAACGAGGUUGGGCACGCCAAACACACACCGUGCACAUGCAUUGUACCCUCUAUCUCUGGACUAAGGGGUGCCAGAGUGUUCGUCUUCUUAGAUGUUUGUGGGAGCUGUAGUAGCAGUCAUAGAGGGUUGUCACCAUACCAUUAUUGCGAUACUCCGAGGUUUCGUGGCAAAGGAACAACAUGAAAUGGAUUGAAUUUCCUGAGGAAAACAGUCCUAAUGUUGGAAACAAACAGCCUUAUGUUGUCACCCAGAAUCACUUUUCUUUUCCAAGCUAUAGCACACAAUAUUUUACAUUAGUAUUUUUUUUUGAAGGACCAAAGAGUUUAGUCUGCUUUGUUUUCCAUUUUGCCAAGGAAAAUCUGGUAUUGUGACAACACUAAAAGUAGGUCUGUCUGUGACUGGUGUCUGCCCCCUGCAGGAGGAGUAUGAUAAAUACGGGAUCCGUAUCCGGGUGAAGUUCCGUAGCAGCACGCAGCUCCAUGAGCUCACAGCACACCACCAGAGUGGAGGGGAGCGCAGUGUCUCCACAAUGCUCUACCUCAUGGCCCUGCAAGAGCUCAACCGCUGCCCCUUCCGAGUGGUGGACGAGAUCAACCAGGUAUGUAACACACACCAACUGCUGCCCGCUUAAGAGUGGUAAAAUCACUUGCACAUCCAGACUGUAUUCACACAGGCUUUAUUUCUUCCUAUUCUACCCAGGGUAUGGACCCAGUCAAUGAGAGGAGAGUCUUUGACAUUGUUGUACGGACAGCCUGCAAGGAGACGACCUCGCAGUACUUCUUCAUCACACCCAAGGUAAGUGUCACACUGCAGAGGUGGUGACUUACUAGUGUGUGUGUUGUGGAUUAAUGUGUGUGUUUCUCCAGCUCCUUCAGAACCUCCAGUAUGCAGAUGAGAUGACCAUCCUGUGUGUCCAUAAUGGACCUCAUAUGCUGCCCCCCGACAAGUGGGAUGAGAAGGCCUUCACCAGACGCUGCGUCCGCCGCAAGGGCAAAUAG